Molecule: messenger RNA, 2466 nt
Organism: Dermacentor silvarum
Lineage: Eukaryota; Metazoa; Arthropoda; Arachnida; Ixodida; Ixodidae
Product: neprilysin-1-like
Exons: 1
Coding region: 1-2466 (821 amino acids)
Biological process (GO): protein processing
Cellular component (GO): plasma membrane
Molecular function (GO): metalloendopeptidase activity
Source: RefSeq, a predicted model, not a curated record
AUGUCUCUGAUCGCCGAUGACAGAGGCGGCGACGUACAGGACGACCGUGAAGAGCAGCCUCUCCCGGCUUCCUCUCGCUCCGAAGAGCUGUCAGGCUCGGUGUCGCCGUCGGACUCCAAAUGCACAACUGUCCAAACACGGUCGCGGUCGCAGAUGCUGGCACCCCGCUCUCCCCAGCGCCUGCCAUACAUGGCCGUGUGCAGUGUGGGCCUCAUCGUGGUCAUCGCGGGACUGACCAUUACCGCCUACAAGUUUCAAGCGGGCGAUGCGGUAAUAACGCUCUUCAAACACUCCAUGGCAUUCCUGCGACGCGGGGCCAACGCAUCGGCCACCGGCGUCGGCGAAAGCGGCUCGUUACACGAGGUGGACAGCCGACACUUGGUCAAGCAAGAAAGGAAAGUUGUGCCAUCCAAGUCCACAUGCCGGAGUGACGUGUGCGCCUGGACUGAGAACUACCUGCGAGGCCGAAUCGACACGGCCGUAAACCCGUGCGUGGACUUCUACGGGCACGUCUGCUCCCGACAGUGGUCGUCGCGCGACCUGGACCUGCUGUCCAGAGCAUACAGGGAGCGGACAGCAGGCAUGAUGAUGAUGGACAUCGAGAGGUUCUUCCGGGACUACCUCAAAGAGAACGAGGAUCGUUACCACAAGUAUCCCGGCGUCUUCCUCCACCAGGCCAUCUCCUUGCUCCCCAAGUGCCAAUCUGAAGAGAAAGAUGACAAAAACUUCACGUCCAUGCGAGCUCUCCUGGAAGAAUACAAUCUUGGAAAUUGGCCCUACAAGAGGGCUCCACGGGGUUCAAACAUCGUCGCGGUAUCGGCUUUCGUGGACCGAGACCUCGGUGUCUUCCCUUUCGCUAGGGUGUCCCUUCGCAAGCCCUUCGAGGAUGAUCGUACAUACACUGUCCACAUCGACGUACCUAGCCUGACGCUCAAGAGGUACAACCUCGCGUACCUUGAUGAGCCACCGAAGAACUUUACUCAAAAGAUAGCCAUCGCGUUGUCGCUCUUCGACAAGGCGCAAGAUGUUGCCGAGCAAGCGGAAGCUAUAGGCCUCCUCGAGACGAAGCUCCACCAGAGUAUGUCGGCAACGCGCUUCAUUGAGUUCCCGGACAGAAUCAAGAGCGUCGGACAGCUCGAUGGCAAGGGAAAGUGGGACUGGAAAGCCUACCUCAAUAUCCUGUUUCAAGACAUAGAGACAUUCGAAAGCGACACGCCCGUGGCGGUUUUAAACCACGACUACGUCACCAAGCUUGUCCCCAUACUCAACGAAACGGACAUGGUUACCCUUUUGAACUACGUGGGCUACCGCAUUGUAGUGCAUGUUUCCCCGCUGUUGGCCAAGUCAGCCAGCCCUCUGCUGCGCUUGAGCCACGACAACUACUUGGAGUUUGUCCCAGACCGACGUCAAGCCUGCAUGCACCUGCUAGAGCGGCUGUACAAGCACGGCAUGCGCUUUUUUGGCCGCAUGACUUUCAGCAAGAACAACUCGACGCUGCUUUUGAAGCACUAUGACUACAGCAUGUCAAACCUCGAAGUGCAGCUCAAGAGCAGCAUGACCGAUCGUCUCAUAUCGUCGUCCUCGUGGCUGGACCGUUCGGCCAUCGGCAUCGGCGUCGACAAGCUCGAGAGCAUGCGCGUUGUGUUUCUCGGCAGCACAGACGACGUCAACACCAUCGCCAGCUAUUACAACUUCAAUGCUCAGCCCCUUGAUCCAAGCCACUUAGUCGAAAGCUUCCGUGAGCUUCAAGCCGGAACCAUGAAUGUCUACUGGGAGACCCGGCCUCCGAAGGACGACUUCGACGCAAGAUAUGACCACACCGCCCUUUCACCAGGACAUGAGCACUUCUUCGGUCGCAACGUGGUCUUCAUUCCCCACGCCAACAUUGCCUUCCUCAACGACAUUACUAAGAACAUCGACCCCAUAUUCUUUCCACUUAUCCUCACUGAAAUCUUCCGAGGCAUGUUCGGGGCCGUGGAUAGACGCGGAGCCACCGUGGACCACAACCUCGCCGUGGCCACUUGGUGGAACGCCGACGAGAUUAGCAAGUUCUCGCAGCUCGAGCUCUGCUUCCAGGACCAGUACUACGUCGAAAUUGCUGACCUCGUAGGGGACAGCUUUGAGGCACGGUUAAGGCUGGAGGAGAACAUCGCAGACAACGCCAUCAUUGCGCCGUUGUACGACAUGUAUAUGAAGGCACUCCUGUCCCAGGAUGGCGCCGACAAGCUGAAGAUAUCGUUGGACGGGCGACAGCUCAACAUGGAGCAGCUUUUUUUCGUCCUAUAUGCCGUGGGACUGUGCGACAAUCCGAACAGCGACGUCUGGAAGAGGAAGCUGAAGUUCCGUGAGAUACCCGGCAAACUUCGAGUCAACAUUCCGCUCAAGAACUUCGCCAAAUUCUCGACUGCUUUCAACUGCCCCAUGGGCGCACCCAUGAACCCCACUCGCAAGUGUACUGUCUGGUGA